Pan troglodytes (chimpanzee) is the source of this 1153-nucleotide messenger RNA. RefSeq lists its product as uncharacterized. The transcript is spliced from 4 exons. Gene Ontology annotation, biological process: virion assembly. The record is from RefSeq and is a predicted model, not a curated record. NCBI's taxonomy places the organism in Eukaryota, Metazoa, Chordata, Mammalia, Primates, Hominidae. Bases 1 to 1056 code for a protein of 351 amino acids.
AUGACUGGUUGUUUAAAAAGAGGGAUAUUUAGGACAAAUCAGAAUGUCCGAGCAUGUCAAAGAUGGUCAGUGUCAGCCGUGAAAGGAUUCAUGAAAGGCUAUAAAAAGCAAACACUCGCAUUGUUCAGGGCCCUCUUGUAUGCUGUGGAACGGAGGGAGCAGGCCCCAGCCCCCCUGGCUGAGCUGCGGGAGGGAGCAGGCGGACGGGAGGCGGCCGGCACUCAUGGGACCACUGAAAGGGAAAGUAACUUUGAAGGGCCGGCGGGGAGGACGCGAGGGCGCACUUCGCGGACCAGCCCCCCUCAGCCGCCUGACUCCACGGUGGCUUUACCCCUUCGGGAAAUAGGACCCCCGGAUGACACAGGAAUCCCCAGGCUCCAGUACUGGCCAUUCUCCACCAGUGAUCUGUAUAACUGGAAAACUCAGAGUGCUCGGUUUUCAGACAACCCCAAGGAUUUACUGGCUUUACUAGAUAGUGUCAUGUUCACCCACCAGCCCACUUGGGAUGAUUGUCAGCAGCUCCUCCGAAUUUUGUUCACCACGGAAGAGCGAGAGAGAAUACAGAUAGAAGCUAGAAACCUGGUCCCGGGGGACGACGGUCAACCGACUGCCAACCCCGACCUCAUAAACGCAACCUUUCCUCUGACCAGGCCGGCGUGGGACUACAACACGGCAGAAGCCUUACAGAAAAUUCACCAAGAAAUCUGGCCCAAGCUGAGAGAGCUAUAUGAGACCAGUCCCCCACCGACACCCCAUCCGUACCAGCCGGGAGACUGGGUCCUGGUUAAGCGACACCGACAAGAGACCCUAGAGCCCAGGUGGAAAGGACCACUCCAAGUACUCCUGACCACACCCACCGCCCUGAAGGUAGAAGGCAUUGCGUCGUGGAUCCACUACACCCACGUCAAGCCAGUGGACCCAACCUCCGACCUUCUGGGGCCAAUCACGGCGGCGGCGGCUGAAGCACCGGACACGUGGACUGUGGACAGAGCUAAGAACAACCCCUUAAAACUCACCCUGCGCCGGCAGCAUAACUCACUGCAAACAUGCAGUUAGGUAGUCUAACUCUAACAUUAGUCGCCCUAGUGGCCGCUGGGGAAAACAUAAAGCCAGCUCCUAAUCCCUUUGUCUGGAGAUUCUGGCUUUAUGAAAA